Wasmannia auropunctata (little fire ant) is the source of this 4942-nucleotide messenger RNA. It is a transcript of the gene Grip163, whose product is annotated as gamma-tubulin complex component 6-like. Gene Ontology annotation, molecular function: microtubule minus-end binding; gamma-tubulin binding. The coding region runs from base 146 to 4822 and encodes 1558 amino acids. The record is from RefSeq and is a predicted model, not a curated record. NCBI's taxonomy places the organism in Eukaryota, Metazoa, Arthropoda, Insecta, Hymenoptera, Formicidae. The transcript has 15 exons. Gene Ontology annotation, cellular component: equatorial microtubule organizing center; spindle pole; centrosome. Gene Ontology annotation, biological process: mitotic cell cycle; spindle assembly; meiotic cell cycle.
CUCCACGACGAGUCGCGUUGAUCGCGACUCGUCGCGCGUUGUUAUGGGCAUGAUAUGGCUGACUAUGGCACUAUGAAAAUAAUCGCCGUCUCCCGCGACUCGUCGCAAAGAUUAAUUAACAAUCGCCUGAGGGAGUACUUCGAUCAUGGAUCUAGAACGGGGCAACGCUAACAUCUACGAGCUCAUCACGCAGCUGGUCAGGCACACGUUGCGGAGAAAUCGCUCCGGGAAUGGGAGCUCCUACGUGCCGCCCAAGAGCGAUGUCAAAAUAGUAAAGGGCUUUCGCUCGAGGGCCUAUGAGAUAUUGUUAAAUAAGAGUGACCAGACGUACAAUCAAGAAAAUGCAGCAGAUUCGAAGAUUGAUCCCCUAAUAGAGAUACUGAAGUAUGCUUUUGUGCUGAGGCUGUCCCUGAGACGCGUGUCGGAAGCAAAAGAAUUAGAAAAUUUGAUAAGCGAGCUAUACAUUCAGGAGGACAACACAGACACUGUGAUUUCCACCUUACAACUGCUGACAGAGCUCAAGAGCUUUCAGACUGACACAGGGACUGCAUUGAAUGUAUUUCACUAUGGUAAAAACAAUCCCUUCUUGCCUGAGGAUGUUGCGUCUACAAAUGGUGUACCAAUGUUUCAAACAUAUCCUAUGGAAUCCUUUAUCUUGCCGGAAAGAUUUGAGGCAAUGCUGGGCAUACGCAGAACUUGUACCGGGCAAAAUACGUCAGCCAAUUUUGUUAGCAGAGUAUCCUUUGAAGAUCAAUGUGUAUCAAAAACCAUCCUAGGAAUCCAAACUGUUAGGUAUAAUAAUGCCAUUGAAAUGUCUCCCUGCAUAUCAAGUUGUACUGAGAGUACAGUGAAACAAUGUAACAUGGUUACUCCCUUUUUAACUCAUGUUAUGAUUGAACAAACAAAUAAGAUAUAUUUGUCUACACAAAGAUUUAUGUCAAAUAUGACUUUACCCUGCGAAUGGAUAAAAUCUGUAGAUAAUCAAAAUGAGAAUCGUUUUUGCGUUAUGCCGUCGGACAGUUCCGAUCGUAGUUUUACAAAUGAAUCAAAAAGCGUCAGAAGUGACGCUGAUUUAAUAUGGAAAGAGAUGUUACUUUCCGACGACCGUGUCUCCAAAUUACGAACAUGGGAAUCUCUCGGAGCGCCGGAGUUUUCCAAACAGUUGCUAUUUGUCACCGAUCUGCCGGAGACCGCUCUGCACUUAGCGAGGAUAAGACAAACAAGUAUUUUAUCACUGCUGCCAAAGAAGGCAAUGCAUUCCAUAUCCCUGAUGCGGGAGGUUUCGUCCGAGAAAUUCUUGUCGGACGUCAAAUUGUUGUUAUUCGGCAUAGAUUCAGACUCCUUUAGAUACGACACCGUGACGGGAUUUACAUUGGAAGAGAACAUUACUGUGCACGGCAUAAGCUCCGAGUCGCUGAGAAUUGGUUGCAAAGAAGCGAUUUGUUGGGGCAACAGUUUCAGGUCCUUGUCGCACCUUGUCGUGCCCGAUCCGCAAACGGGUAAAUUGCAGCAGAACGGUCUCAUAUUCAAGGCAAUGUGCGCCAAUAUCAAAGAGCUACUCCUUUACUAUCGUUCGGCGUUGCAAAGGAUUCUUAACAAACGUGAGUUUCACGGAUUGUUGAGCUUAUUCAACCAGGUUCGUCCUCUGGCGCAUUUAAUCGUGGAAGUCGCGAGACUGUGCGGUUGUAGCACAAAUCAAUGCACCUUGGGCGGUGGCAACGGGAUUUUGACACACAUUUACAAAGAAGUGACCAAGGUCACCAAUCCGAAGGUCGCUUUGGUGCUUUAUUCCAUAUUAAAGUCGUGCUGCGAAGUCUACUUUCGAUUGUUGCAAAAUUGGUUGUUCGAGGGGACGUGUAAUGACGUUUACGGAGAAUUUAUGAUUCAAGCGCGGUCUCACUACCUGCGAAAAAGAGGACGCAAGUUUUGGACGGAAAGUUUUGCGAUCGAUACCGAAUCGGUACCUGGUUUCUUAUCUGAAUUAUCGGAGUCGAUACUGCAAUGCGGAAAGACACUGCGACUCUUAAAAAUUUGCAGUCCAAAGAAUCCCGUGUGCAACGUGUCUCUCGACGCUCAGCCGGAGGUGAGGGUCUGCCUGAGCGUGUCCAUGCUGCGAGAGCAGUUGUUAAGGUGUCAAGAAUACGAACGUAAAGGCGAGACAGCGCUGGGACCAAUCGUAUCUCUUUUAUCCGCAAUUCAGGAUGAAAAAAAAGCCGAGAGGAAAAUGGCCGAGCUCGUGAUACGCGCGCAGCAGGAAACGUUGUCGAGGCUGGAUAAGCAACGCAAAGAGCUUAUCAUGAAGGCCGCGCAGAGUAAACGGGAAUUACUGCAAGAAUUGAAGCAACAGGCGGAAGCGAGCGCCUUGAUUAAGGAAAGGGAAAAGGAGAAUGAAAUGCUAGCUGACAAAUUGUUGCUCGAAAAGAUUAAUCGAGAGCAGGAAGAAAUACGGGAGCAGCAACAAGCCGAGCGGGAAAAUCUUAUAAGUUAUUAUGACAAAUUAACCGCCGAUAUAGAGAGCAAUCGUGCGCGAUCCACUUGGCGAAAGGCGAGAAUGAGUCAUUUCGAAAAACGAGUAGAAUUGCUGAAAUCUGUAAAGAGACUCGAUAGAGAAAUGUCGAACAAUGCCACUACAUUAAGUUCCGAUGAAAAUAUAAUCGACGUUGACGAAUACAAUAAAGGUAUUACGCCCGAAAUAGAAGCUGUGUCUAAUCAAGAUGAAAAUAGCAAUUUUGCGGAAAACGAAUUGUCGGACGCAGCUGCGACAGACGUUUCCGAGCAGAACGCCCCUAAAGAUCUUUCGAUCGCCGAAUGCUCGGAUGUCCCGCCUGUCGAAAAUUGUGAGCCCGAUAAAGAUAUUGCGUCGGACAAAGAAAUUACAAGUAAGGAUUCCCGCACGACAGCGGCAGCGGAUACGCAGAACCUGUCGCAAGAAUCUCUACCGUUAAAUUAUAAGAUCUAUAAAAAGAAUAACGAAAGAAGCAACCUGCAGGAUUUCCUGCGUGACGAAGCAAUGAAAAGCAUCCGCACUAUAAUGAAUGGCGACGAUAAAAAAACGAGUGUGCUCGAUACUCGUUUAAACAAUAUCUUGGAGACCGAUGAGGUGACUGAGAGAAUUAUUGGUGCUAUUAACAGGCCUAAGUCCUUGGCUAUCAAGAGGAUAGACAAUAUCACCACUGCACAAAGCAACAAACUUAAAGUCCUGAUGCAAGAAUACGGUAUGACGCCGAAUAACAAUGAGCUCAGCGCGAUACUCACGGACAAUCAAGGAAUUAUCGUUCGCGCAAAUACAAACGGCAAUAACCAGAUAUCAACUGAUACCACUAGUGAAUCAAGUUCGAGUAAUACGAAGGAAAACGCGAACAAUAAUGUUCUUUCCACAACCAGUAUCAAAUUGCCGGACGAAACGACGAAUGUGCUUGGGCCUACGAGUGACGAGGAGUAUUCAAAUAAGAUUAACAACGCAAAUAGUGAAGCGCACGAGCCGAUAACGAAUAAUACGCAGCAGCAGCAGAAUAUAGAUACGCCGAUGUCGUGCACGACUGACAAUUUCACCACGGCAUCGAUGCACACUCCUUUGUCGCAGGUACCGAACAGCGACGAUAUAUUCGCUUCGAACGCCGGUCAGGAAGUCUCGUCCCUGUCCGACGACAUGAAAUCGAUCACCGAAGAAACAUUCGAGUCGCCGAUGAGCAGUAAUUUCAAGCUGCCGAAUUUUAUCGGCGUUAAUUCCCACGUGAAAUCGCCGACCGCACCCUCGCCUCUCACCGUAGCUGACGUCGAGAUGAUCGAUCAUACGUCGCUUCAAGUGUACUUGGAGAAAUCCGUCAUCAUUCCGUUACAGAUACAGAGCCGACUGGUUAACAACGCGAUCAUUAAAUAUCUGGUGAACGAGCACAACAUGCUUUCGCACUUGCACAGCCUACGUAGUUACUUCUUCUUGUUGAACGGCGAAUUCGCGAAGAGUCUGACGGACUCGCUUUAUUCACGGCUCUACGCGAUAUCCGCGCCAAUCGAACUCUUUAAUUCCGCCACUCUCACGAACCUCUUGGAGAAAGCGUUGAUGAACUCGUUCAGCAAUAAUUACGCCAAUUCGGAACUCUUGAGUCUUUCUGCCGUCGACAAACCAUGCCAGUUAUACAUUUCAGAUCCGAAUGUCUUAGAAUGCCUUUGCCUCAACUAUAAGAUAUCGUGGCCGUUGAAUAUCAUCUUGGAUGACACGAUGAUGCUACAAUACAGCAAAGUGUUCAAGUUUUUAAUAAUGAUUGGCAGAAUGUCGUGGGUACUGCAGGAAGACUUUAAUAUAAUGAAGUUGGAGCGGAAUGCAGUUAAUUCGGAGCAGUAUCACAAGUUGCAGUUGUACAGGCACUCCAUGACACAAUUCACGAAUGCUCUUCACAAUUAUUUGACGUGUAGCGUACUGCACGCGAGUUGGAACGAAUUCGAAAAGGACCUACAGAAUUCCCGGACGAUAGAUCAGAUUUAUCUCUCGCACAUGAGUUAUAUUAAAAGAAUACUUUCAAGAUGCAUGCUCAAUACGCGCGGAGAAAAGAUGCGCGUCUGCUUGAUCAAUAUCUUUAAAAUCAUACUGAAGUUUCACAAUCGCUUGAGAUCGCAACCUUGGACCGUCGGCAGCGCGGAUCGAUACAGUCAUCCGAAUUUCAAGAGCUUGGAACAGAUGUACCAGUCGUUCUGCGAGUGGCGGACGUAUAUGGCACAUGUCGCGCACAAAUUGGCCACCAGCGGGUAUCAGCCGCAUUUAACACAUUUCCUCAAUGCUUUGAACAUAAAUCACACGUACGACUUAACGACAAAGCAACAAUAGCACUGUGAUUAAAUUCCGUCAUGUCUUCUUUUACGAUGUAUUGUUGAAUGUAAAAGAAUGUGAGUAAUCUCUCUCUCGUAGAUAUCCAUUAAAAGUAAUUUAAUUUUUGAAAAAAAAAAA